ACGUGGCCCGGUUAGCCCAACGUCAUGACGUAACCUUACGUCCAGAGCGGAGCUUUAGCUUCUUCCUGUUGUUAUGUUUUUUUAGAUUUAAACUGAGGGAACAUUCACACAGACACACACAGACAAUACUCCGGGACACACACAGACAAUACUCCGGGACACACACAGACAAUACUCCGGGACACACACACACAGACACACACAGAUAUACUCCGGGACGCACACACACAUCUGCGCUGCUGCGGUCAAAAUGUCUGCGGGCUCCGGGAUCAGGAACACGAACACGGAUACAUGGGGAAGCUUCGAUGACAACCUCAUCCAGGGCGGCGGCGGCGGCGGCGGCGGCUCGGCGGUCAUCGACAUGGAGAACAUGGACGACACGUCGGGCUCCAGCUUCGAGGACAUGGGGGAGAUGCACCAGAGGAUGAAGGAGGAGGAGGAGGUGGCAGCAGAGGCGGCCGCCACUGAGGACGACAACGCCGAGGACGGAGAGUUUCUUGGCAUGAAGGGGUUAAAGGGUCAGCUGGGUCGACAGGUGGCAGAUGAGGUGUGGCAGGCGGGGAAGCGUCAGGCCUCCCGAGCUUUUAACCUUUACGCCAAUAUCGACAUCCUGAGGCCAUACUUUGACGUGGAGCCAGUUCAGGUCCGCAGCAGGCUGAUCGAGUCCAUGAUACCUGUCCGCAUGAUCAACUUCCCACAGAAGAUCGCAGGCGAGCUGUACGGUCCUCUGAUGCUGGUCUUUACUCUGGUCGCCAUCCUGCUGCACGGGAUGAAGACGUCCGGAACCGUCAUCAGGGAGGGGACUCUGAUGGGCACUGCUAUCGGAACAUGCUUCGGUUACUGGCUGGGAGUUUCCUCCUUGAUCUACUUCCUGGCGUACCUGGUCAACGCUCAGAUCACGAUGCUCCAGAUGCUGUCCCUGCUGGGUUACGGUUUAUUUGGUCACUGCGCUGUCCUUUUCAUCACCUACAACAUUCACUUCCACUUCCUGUUCUACGUCCUGUGGUUGCUGGUUGGAGGACUGUCCACUCUGCGUAUGGUGGCGGCUCUGCUCUCUAGGACCGUCGGUCAGACGCCCCGUCUCCUCCUCUGUGGGACGCUCUCCCUGCUGCACAUGCUCUUCCUGCUCUACCUGCACUUCGCCUACCACAAGAUCGUGGAAGGGCUGCUGAUCUCUCUGGAAGGACCCCACCUGGCUCCGAUACAGCGGGUGGCCCGAGAUGUGCCCGACCUGAUUCUCAACGCCACAGGUAGGACUCUGGGGGCCUCCAUGAUGGUCCACUUGGGGUCCACUGGGGGUCCACUGAGGAUCCACUGAGGGUCCACUGGGGGUCCACUAGGGAUCCACUAGGGGUCCAUUGAGGGUCCACUGAGGGUCCAGACACUCACAGACGUGUUUUAAAAGAAGAAAGUUUUUGUGUAAAUGAUCAUAUUUUGGAUCUGAACAUUAGUCAGGGGUGUCUGAGUGGAGCUGGUUUUGCUGGUUCUGCUGGUUCUGUGUUAACCUUUUAUUCUGUCUUGUUUGUUGUGUUAAUUGUUUCUGUACAAACAGUCAAAUAAACUUUGGGGCUUUGAA
Molecule: messenger RNA, 1576 nt
Organism: Pleuronectes platessa (European plaice)
Lineage: Eukaryota; Metazoa; Chordata; Actinopteri; Pleuronectiformes; Pleuronectidae
Gene: yipf3
Product: Yip1 domain family, member 3
Exons: 9
Coding region: 251-1318 (355 amino acids)
Cellular component (GO): Golgi apparatus
Source: RefSeq, a predicted model, not a curated record